CCCUUCUCUUAUUCAUCUUUCACACCCUCUUGCUAUAGUUUUCUCUCUUGCCCUGCCUCUCUCUAAUUUCUGGCUACCUUUCUUUCCUCUUAUAACAACCCACCACUCAUCAACACAUUAACAUAUGUAGCAAGCACCAACUUCCACAUACUAAUUAAGGAAAAAGAAAAGAUUCAGGACCAACCUGAGUUUUCCAUUUUCAAACACCCUGCAGUGUUUAUUAAUUCCUUUUCAGCACUGUUUCUAUAGAAAAGCAGAACAUGGUGUUGGCUUCCAGAAACCCAAUCAGGAGUGAAAAAAUUGUACCUGGUGAUCUUCCCAUAGUAGACCUCAAAGCUGAAAAAUCUGAGGUGACAAGGCUCAUUGUGAAAGCAAGUGAAGAAUAUGGUUUUUUCAAAGUGAUCAACCAUGGUAUUAGCCAUGAAACUAUUGCCAAAAUGGAAGAAGCAGGGUUUGGGUUCUUUGCCAAACCAAUGCCUCAAAAGAAACAGGCUGCACCUGGUUAUGGUUGUAAGAACAUUGGCUUCAAUGGAGACAUGGGUGAGGUUGAGUACCUUCUGCUCAAUGCUAACACUCCUUCCAUUGCUCAGAUAUCCAAAAGUGUAUCCAUUGACCCAUCAAACUUCAGGUCUACAGUGAGUGCAUACACAGAAGCAGUGAGGGAGCUGGCAUGUGAGAUAUUGGAGGUAAUGGCAGAGGGCCUGGGGGUCCAGGACACAUUGGUUUUCAGCAGGUUGAUAAGGGAUAUUGAAAGUGACUCAGUCUUGAGGCUCAAUCACUACCCACCUAUACUUAACAGCAACAACAGGGAGGACAAGUCACCCUCCUACAACAACAAGGUUGGGUUUGGGGAGCAUUCUGACCCUCAGAUCUUGACCAUUCUCAGAUCCAAUGACGUAUCUGGCCUCCAAAUCUCUCUUCAAGAUGGGGUGUGGAUCCCAGUCAAGCCUGACCCUGAGGCUUUCUGUGUUAACGUAGGUGAUGUACUAGAGGUUAUGACAAAUGGAAGAUUUGUGAGCGUGAGACACAGGGCUAUGACCAACUCAUUCAAAUCAAGAAUGUCAAUGGCAUAUUUUGGGGCUCCACCACUGCAUGCUUGUAUUGUUGCUCCUCCAGUUUUGGUUACACCCGAGAGGCCCUCCCUCUUCCGACCAUUCACCUGGGCCGACUACAAGAAAGCCACAUACUCUCUCAGGCUUGGAGACAGCCGCAUGGAACUUUUCAGAAACAAUAAUGAUAUGUAGACACACCGACACAGUGCAGACACCUCACAGAUACCUCAAUUUUCAUUAUAUCUCACUCUUGUAAUCACAAACUAUCAUGUAUCACAUCAUUUAUUUCUCUAUCUUCUAUUCCUUUCUCACUCUGUGUCUGUUGAGUGUCUAAACUGUGCGGAUGUAUAUGAACGAUUUUCAUUCUAGAGAGUGCAAUGAAGAAAUAGAGUCACAUGAGCAGUGAAAA
Messenger RNA from Lotus japonicus, 1461 nucleotides. RefSeq names its product gibberellin 2-beta-dioxygenase 2-like. The record is from RefSeq and is a predicted model, not a curated record. The coding region runs from base 261 to 1244 and encodes 327 amino acids. Lineage: Eukaryota; Viridiplantae; Streptophyta; Magnoliopsida; Fabales; Fabaceae. Gene Ontology annotation, biological process: response to light stimulus; gibberellin catabolic process. The transcript has 3 exons.